Brienomyrus brachyistius is the source of this 5291-nucleotide messenger RNA. RefSeq names its product kelch-like protein 9. The transcript has 6 exons. The coding region runs from base 17 to 1954 and encodes 645 amino acids. Gene Ontology annotation, molecular function: protein binding. The record is from RefSeq and is a predicted model, not a curated record. Lineage: Eukaryota; Metazoa; Chordata; Actinopteri; Osteoglossiformes; Mormyridae.
UCGUAAUAAAUCCCUCAUGCACUACGUACAUCGCCGACGGAAGCAAGAACAAAAACUACAAAUCCCAAAAGAAGCAGCAGCGGUCCUGCACGAGCCUUUCCACGCCUUCUCCGACAAGAACAACAUGGCCUCUCACAUGGAAAGCAGGAGGUAUCUUCUCCGUAAUGAACACUUCCCCAGAUCCUUACAGAAGGGCUUUCAGGAGCUUAGGGAGUCUGGCUGCUUGUGCGACGUCCAGCUCGUUGCCGAAAACCAAACGUUUUCAGCGCACAGGUCCGUGCUGGCAGCCGCAAGUCCUUAUUUCAGAGUCAUGUUCACCACUGAUAUGAAGGAGAAGAACAUGGAGGCGGUGGAGCUGAAGGCGAUAACAGCUUCGGGACUCAGAUGUGCAUUGGACUUUGUUUAUACCUCUCAGCUGCAAUCCGACCUCGCAAGUAUCGAGGACGUCCUCCUAGCGUCCACCCACCUUCAUAUACCGCAGCUAACUGACUGCUGCUCCCAGAUCAUGGAGGAGUCGCUGAAUGUCGAGAACGUUUUCGAGGUCCUGUCCCUGUCCGAGAGGUACAACUUGCAGUUAUUGAAGUCCGAGUGCCUCUCGUUUAUAUCACGAAAGCUGGCCGCGGUUCUGGAGACGCAAGAAAGUCCUCUCCUGCAGAUGGAUGGAGACUCUUUCCUGGCCAUCCUCAAGAGGGACGACGUGGAUCCGCGCGUCACGGAAAGCGACAUCCUGGAGUUGGCCAUGGAGUGGCUGAACCACGAUUUGUGCGACAGGGGCCCGUACAGGGAAGCACUACUGAAAGAAGUCCGGCUCGGUCUCAUUUUCCCGUGGGACGUUGACUUCGACUCGGACGGCGACCUGUGCCGUGCCGCCGCUCUUUUGAAGAAGACAGUGCCCGAAGGUGCCUCUUAUCUUGAAAUGCUAAGCAGGGAGGACCUGAGAUUUCAGCUGGACGGCACGUUUGAGAGGUGGUUCAGGAUCCGAUCGACGCGACAGGGGGUCCUUGCCACCUGUGGGAAGACCACGGGAAGCCUGGAGUGCGAGGAGAUCAUGGUUUUGACGGGACAGUGUACGAAAGAAUGGGAGACCAUUUGCCGUCUGAAAGGAAUGUAUAACCAUUGCAGCGUGGUGCUCAACGAUUUUAUGUACAUAAUAGGGGGGCAGAACUCCUGGUUCAACGACAACCAUGAGGAGGAGGCCAUGGCGUCUGUGUGGCGUUUCGACCCCCGCUUCGGUAAAUGGACUGAGCUGGCCGACAUGAACGUCCGUCGCAGACGGUUCCACUGCAGCGCCCUGGGUGACAGGAUCUAUGCCGUGGGCGGUCGCGGGGAGGGAGGCCUUCUCUUCUCAGCGGAGUGCUACAGUCCCAGCGAGAACAAGUGGACACUCAUCCACGCCCUGCCUCGCCCACUUUCCAGCCACGCGGGUGCUGUGCUCCAAGACCGGCUGUACAUCUGCGGGGGCUCCUCAGGAGAAGUCUUCUGUGAUGCACUUUCCCGAUACGAUCCGCAGCAUGACAGAUGGGUUGACCUGUCACCCCUUCGUCAUGCUCGAGGUUUCCACAGCAUGACCACAGUGGAGGGAAAGAUCUACGUCAUCGGUGGUGUUGUGACAGGCCGGACCGACGGUGCAGCAGGCCGAUCAUAUUCGGACCUCCUAGUGACAGAGGUGUACUGCCCCGAUUCAGACCAGUGGACCGAGGUGAGCCCGCUUCCCGUGGGCCACAGCCAGCAUGGAGCCGCUGCCCUGGGGCCCUGCAUCUACAUCAUGGGGGGAUUCUCCUGGACAGCGGAGGGCUUCCUCAGCGGGGUCCAUGUCUACGACACGCAGACAGAUGCCUGGAGUGCUGGCCCUGACCUGCCACGCCCCCUGGUGGGCCUCUCUAGCGCCGCGCUCACCAUCCCCAACAGGCUGUGCCAGGGCAACAAUGUCAUCACACCAGAGCCUGAUGAGUGAGGUCAUUGGGCAAGUCGCUAGGACCAAGAACAUACAACUAAGCCGUGUGACCAGAAGCAUUUCAGCAUUCUACAAAGUACUGUACCAUACAUACACCAAAGUGGAACUGGUGCUGUCGCCCCCUACUGAGCGAGUCUUAACACUUUCCCGUCACGUGUCCAAGUGUGAGAAAUCCAGACCCGAUGUUCACAUACACAAUCCUUGUGCACAUACACAAACUCUAAACACGAACAGCAUAUUUAUUGUGAGUGGUUACGUUAAUAAGGGAACACUGAUUGGCUUGUGUGAUGAUCUUCAUCCUGCUUGUCGGAUCACUCUUGUAGUCAUUUGCACUUGAUUUUAUUUAUUUUUACAAGCAAUCUUAAAUUUAUUGUAAGUUUGUUAUGUAGCAGCGCAUCUGAGACCUGCUUGGUUAUAGCAGCUGUCAGAAGUUUCUCAUAUUACCUAGAGUAAAAACACACACUUAUUAUUUUUGGCAACUGACUUUAAAACAAAGUUGUGUAACUGCUCACUCACUGUCCAGCAUAUGCUAUAACAUUGUUUCCCAGCCUGGUCCAUGUUUUUUCCCCCCUCCCAACUCCAUGCCAGAUAGACAGUCUGGGAGGGAGCAAAAAUGGGGACUUUUGGGGGUCCCGAGGACUGGUUUGAGAAACACUCUCCUAUAACGCAGCGAGGCUCAUCACUGCUACAAAGCAUCCCAUUUAGAUCUGACUAAAUACACCUUUGUGGUUACCACUCAUUUGAUUUGUUUUAAUUAGCCUUUUGCCCAAGAAACUUAAUCAGUUGUAAAAUGCUGUUAGUUUUUUCAUUGCUUUAAUUAACUUUAACGAAGUACAAAUGCUGUAGCAGAUAUUCUCACAAAAAACAAACCAAAUGGGUAGCUUUAUUGUGGUGAAAAGUCAUGGCAUGACAGCACGUUUAACCUUCAUGAGUUUGGUAGGGUAGCUGUUCCCUGUAUGGCCAAGGUUUACACACGACUGAUAUGUCUCUCUCACAUCUCCGUUUGAUUACUCUGAGUUUGUUUUAUUCUGUUUAAUGUUCUUUGGCCUUUGUUUGGACAGUCUUGUGCAGAAGAUAGCCUCCAUGCAGCUUCCAGAGCUCAGGAGAUGUGUCCUCCUGUUGUAUAUCAACUGUGGAUUUGGCCAUGAGAUGAACACUAGGCACUUUGUCCAUCUCUGAUCACCAGAAAACACAUGUCCAAUCUGUAUCACAUUUUGAACUCUCCCUGUAGAUUAGCACGGGCCUCCAUGUCUCAAGGACAUUCCUUUAUAACAACGCCUGCAAUUCUAUGUCUGAUGAGAGAAUGCUUGACUUUCCAUCCGGGCAUCCGUACAGCAAACGGCACCCAUAACCACCUCCGAGGACUUGGGCUUACAUUCGUCAUGAGUUUCAUAACACAUGAACUAUAGAUGAAUUCUCCAGGAGCCACUUAAUCAUUCCUGCUUUGUCAAACAGUCCUGGGCUCACAUUUGUGCAAUACAGAUAUCUGUUUGACUUGAAGUUUUUUCACUACAGUGUAAAUAUGUAAACGAAGCACUGAGGUAUACUGUGCCUUUGAAGAUGUGGUCUGAAAUGCACAUUGUAAUGCCAUUAUACUCAAACAGAUGCCGCGUUAACUCGCAUUAACAAAGAAAUGGACAGGUCAAACGUGUCUGCUGGCACUAGUCUUCUGAAAUGACUUUCCCCAGAUGAUUAAAAUGUAAAUGUGCCUGUCACAGUGGCAGGGAAAGCAGGGUGGACUGGGGAGGCAUACUGGACUGGGCUUGAUCUCCAGCUUGCGGAGGAUGUCUCAUGGCGCCAACUUGCUAUGCUGGGGGAGUCCCCUUCAUCGCUUCCAUCUGGCAGCCAGUCCACCAUUUCCGGGGAUUGACCCCUCUCCGGUGGGGAUUACACUGACUGGUCGCCAUUCCCUAGGGUGAUGCUGGAGAUGAUGCCCUGUCAUGAUCAAACAUCACAAAAUAGUGGGGUCUUCGUAGGGGACGUUUUGCAGGUUUGUGUGUUGAUUUCCAAUGAGAUAUUUAUGAAAAACAGACAAAGAUUUCUGACCAUUUUCUGGACCCAAAUAGCACAGCAGCAUCUACACAAACAGACUUGCUUCCUACAAAGCGUUUCAUCUCCUAAUGUUGUGUACAGCAGUAUUAAUAUCAUGCUGCUAUUCCUCUUUCUUAAUGUCUGUUGUGGUUUGCAACACCUGACCAGUUAUCCACAAGACAAAGGCUAGAUAUAUUUAAAAAAUAUGUGUCGUUACUUGCAUAACUUGUAUGACUUGUACAUAUUAAAUUAUAUUUGAAUGUUUUGGUUUGUUAGGUACUUACUAUGGGAUAAAUCCAGUAACUGUACUCUUUCAAUCAAGAGAUUCGUGGAUUAAUUAAGAGAACUCAUCACCUUUUCUUUUUGGUGCAAUUUCUAGGCAAUUCCAUCAUGCUAGGAAAUUUUGCAGUAGUAAAUUUAGUUCAGAAUUAAGCAUUUAAUCGAAAGGUUUAUAGAGUAAAAAUAAAAUGAAUGAAGUUUCCUUCAAAGGACUGACAUUCCAUCCCAGGUAGCCCGCACCUUGUGCCCAGUGUGGACAGGCUGCAGGUUCACCCUUUGCAGGAUAAGCAGUUAUGGAAGGUGAAUGGAUGGAACACUAUUCACUUUGUGACUUUAGAACAAAUAUGAACUUAAAUGUGGCUGUUUGUGCAGAUGCUCUUUUCCAGAUCGUAUCUCUAAGAAACCCCCCGUCUGAGAUAAUGAAAUUGGCUCUCUAAAGAGGCACCCCCUCAGAAGAUGGUAUCUUAAGUGGCCACCUAUGUUGCCUGAUGGGUUGACCAACACUGCUUACAAUAUCCACGAGCCCAUAAGGGGGGGAAGUUAGGACAAUUCCAAGGGCCCCAGUCCUAAAAAAAUUUAACCGUAAUUGGAUUCAUCUGGGUUAUGGGCCCAAAAUCUCUAGCAGCACCCCUGCUUAGAGUCAGUAAUUCCUGCCUGCCAGAUCCUACUGUGUAACUCUCCCUCCAUCUGAUUUUAUUUUAUAUCAUUUUAAUCUUGAAAGGCCUGCUCUCUUCGUCUCCCUCUUCCAGGAAGAAUGCUUCCUCUCACAAUCAAAACAUCCUCCUUCCUUUCCUCUGUUCCACUGAUGUAUCCUCCAGUCAGUUCUCACCAAAGAAUGCGAAUGUGAAUUGAUGGUUUGUAUUUUGGCCACCAGGUGUUUCCUUUUAAAUGUGAUUCUUGGUUUGCUGUUUUUUGUUUAACCACUGUGUCGUCCACUAUAGCGUUAGGUCUCACAUGUACAGUGUCUUGGGACUGGUCACUGUUGACUAUAUAACUGUGGAUCACUUGAUUAAACUGAAGAGUGUGA